Molecule: messenger RNA, 519 nt
Organism: Aspergillus pseudotamarii
Lineage: Eukaryota; Fungi; Ascomycota; Eurotiomycetes; Eurotiales; Aspergillaceae
Product: ankyrin repeat domain-containing protein
Exons: 2
Coding region: 1-519 (172 amino acids)
Molecular function (GO): protein binding
Source: RefSeq, a predicted model, not a curated record
AUGGAUGGUCAUUGGGGGAUCUGGAAUGAAUCACCACCGCUGUGUGUUGCCGUCAUGCGCGGUAGACUUGACAUUAUGGUCGAAAUUCUUCUCUUAUCCCCCACCAUCAAGAUUGAAUCGGCACUAGGUACGGCGGCUAAACUUGGCCACAUCCGGAUCGUUAAACUACUCCUUCGGCGCCAACCCAACGCAGACUUAAACUUCCGUGAUGGAUCAGGGAUGACCGCACUAGCCCAAGCCGCCUUUGCCGGGCAUGAUAAUAUUGUCAACUACCUACUCCAGAGACGUCAUAUCGAUGUGAAUCUCCACGACUUUGACAGAUGCACGCCUCUGUGGUGGGCGGCUAAAAGAGGACACUUGGAUAUUGUGGUACAAUUGGUCAGCGACAGUCGGACAGUGUUUAAUAGUAGAAUACAUCGAUGUCCACGAGACGAAGCAAAGUAUUGGGGACAUUCAGAUAUUGCUAAUCUUUUAACUUAUGUUAUAGAUAAGAAGAAUCCAUUCGCUCUCUUGAACUAG